AGGCUUCAACAACUGAUGAAAGUGGAGUGGUGUAGUGGCAACAACAAAUCAUUUAUCAUAGAACAAAUCAACCAAGUAUGUUUAAUUUUCAAUGAUUUAUUCACACUAAUGGAAUCGCCACAGUCAAUUGAUUUGAAAAAUGAAAGCAAUAGAUUAAGUACAUUUGCUGGUUGGCCAGUAUCAUUUAUCAUUAGUCCAAAAUGUUUAGCAGCUGCUGGAUUCUAUUACACCAAACAAACCGACAAAGUUAAAUGUGCUUUUUGUAAUAUUUGUAUUUGUCACUGGGAAUUUGGUGACAAUGCCGUCGAUGAACACAAACGUCACAAUCCAGACUGUAGCUUUAUCCUUAGUCAAGACUGUGGUAAUAUACCUAUUAUCGAAGGAAUUCAGUUGAGGGGAGAAUUUGUUGAAAAUCAUAAGGAAACUGGUGAACCAAUUGAUAUUCAAGGUUUGGGUGUUAGAGCUCAUAGAGUAGCUUUUCAUUUGAAGUAUAAUUCAUUCAGUGCUCGAUUAAAGUCAUUCAGAGGUUGGAAUAAUGAAUCACAAAAACCUGAAGACUUGGCUACUGCUGGAUUUUUUUUUACUGGUAGUAAUGAUGAAGUUCGCUGUUAUUACUGUGAUGGAGGUCUUCAAAAUUGGGAGGUAGCUGAUAAUUCAUGGGUUGAACACGCAAAAUGGUUUCCAAAUUGUGGUUUCUUAAAUUUAGUUAAAGGAGAAAAAUUCUUGGAUGGAAGUUUGGUGGAAAGAUUUAAUGCGCUUUUAAGUAGACCUAGGCCUGAAGAUUCAACAGAGGGACAAGUUGUUAGUAUACACCAAACGGAUAACAUUUCACCAUAUAAUAUGAGUUCUUCAACUAGAAGUAAUGAGACCACUGAUCGUCAAAUUAGCGAUCUUAUGCUAUUGCCUCCUGCACUAAUGGCAUUAGAGUUAGGCUUGCAACCAUCUCAGAUUCGACAAGCAAUUCGUAGUAAUCUGCAAGAUAUUGGCACACCUUUCCGUUCAAUGGAUAGUUUUAUGCAACAAGUUUUAAAUCAAGAUCAAAAUUCAUUUUUUUCUAAUGGAGAUACGUUGACUCUGGAACAAAUUAUUCAGAGAGAAGGAUCAAUGGACAGAAUAGAAAUUUCUCAUCGUCGUCUUGAUAAUGAUUAUGUCUACAACAUAUCUGAAGAAUCUAGUGAUUCUGAUGGAAGUGAUGAAAUAUAUAUUGAGUCAGAAAAUGAUUUAGAAGAAGAUGAACCAAUCUCUGAACCUCAAGAGCAAAAUUUAACAAAUAGUCAAAAUGAAAGUGAUGUUCUUGAUACAAAUGAAUCUGUGUUUGUAGCUAACAGUAUUCAAUCCAAUCAAUCGAAUGAUAUUCAAAUUAAAGAAGAAGCUAAUGUACCAAGUAACGAAUCUGCAAAUAUAAAAUCAUCUCAUUCUGAUUUAGAAGAAGAAAACCGUCGUUUGAAAGAAGCCCGCCUUUGUAAAAUUUGUCUCGAUCAAGAAUUGGGUGUUGUUAUGUUACCUUGUGCUCAUUUAGUUGCAUGCAUCACUUGUGCUUCUAGUCUACCAGACUGUCCAUUAUGUCGACAGACCAUCAAGGCUACUGUUCGUACAUUCCUUUCUUAAAGAUUAAUAUUAUAUUUACAAAUUUUUACUUUUCACUUAAUUCACAUUUGUUGGACAUAUUAAUACAUAACAAAUUUGAUGUAUAGAUUGCCUGUUGCUAUUUAUAUAUAUAUAUAUUUAUGUUAACCUUUACUAUAAGAAAAAAAUAGAAAUUUGGUGAGAAUUUCAAAUAUAUUAAUGUUUGGUGUGGCUGUCAAUUUUGCUAUACUUUAAAUUAUAAUUAAUAGGAAAUUUGUAUUCUGUUGGAAUAUUUAAAUUUAGGUAGAAAAAUGUAUUGUUUUAAAUAGUAUACAAAAUUGUUUUUUCUUAAAUAUUUUUUAAAAAAAAAACUGAAAAUUGAUUAAAAAUAGUUCUGUAUAUUUAACUUGUACUCAUUCUUACAUUUAGAUUAUUUUUAUAUUUUGUGUAAUGUGUAUGAUAAAUAGGUAUGUAGCUUCCAUAUCAAAUGCUUUUAUCAAAAACUUUGAGUGCUAAAUUGCAGACACUUCUUACAGAAUGUAAAGAAAAUAUUUUUAUGAUUACAAGCAUAUUAUAUAAAUAAACAUUAAUAAUAAAAUGUAUGAUGGUGUAAAUUAUAUUGUUAUGCUAAAAGUAUAAUAACUAAACAGUUAAGUCAUUAAAACUUAAUAAAGUUACUUAUUAGAUAGUAUGUACAUAGUGAUUAAUUUUAGUUGUUUUAAUAAUAUGUAAUGUUUAAUAUGUUAUUUAUUGUUUUUAGUAAUUUUAAUCAUUAUUUCUUUAGCUUUUAUUUAAUUUUCCAAUCAUAUGUAAAAGAAACAGCCAUCUGUUGAAUAAAUUAAACAAUAAACAGCUGCCUGAGUAAUAGUGGAGAUCUUUGCUUAGGUUGUUAUAACUUUUAGUCUCUAUAGUAAAAAAUAUUCAAAGUUUUCCAAAAAUUAUUCAGUGCCGAAACAAAUAUA
This is a messenger RNA of Acyrthosiphon pisum (pea aphid), 2528 nucleotides long. Its product is annotated as baculoviral IAP repeat-containing protein 7-B. The coding region runs from base 16 to 1608 and encodes 530 amino acids. Gene Ontology annotation, cellular component: nucleus; cytoplasm. Gene Ontology annotation, biological process: regulation of cell cycle; positive regulation of protein ubiquitination; negative regulation of apoptotic process. Gene Ontology annotation, molecular function: cysteine-type endopeptidase inhibitor activity involved in apoptotic process; ubiquitin protein ligase activity. The transcript has 11 exons. NCBI's taxonomy places the organism in Eukaryota, Metazoa, Arthropoda, Insecta, Hemiptera, Aphididae. The record is from RefSeq and is a predicted model, not a curated record.